UUAAAGUGAGAAUUCUAAGAUUAAAAGUCUGAAUUCUGAGAAAAAAAGUCAGAAUUCUAAGAUUAAAGUCAAAAUUCUGAGAAUAAAAGUCAGCAGUCAGAAUGCUGACUUCCAGUGGCCCUAAUUCUCUUCUGUAAUGUAUGUAGAAAUUAUUCUUGUAACUUUUGUGACGGAUGAAGUAACAACUGAAAACUUUGUAGUCUGUGUUUAAAUUUUUCACAUUUUUUUCUACUUGUCGUCUAAAUGUAUUGUGUUGUGUUUCAGUGGAAUGAAAUAAAAGAGAGAGAGUAAAAACGCAUUGGUAUUAUCUGUGGCGCACUUUCAUUAUUAUUCAUGCGGCGGGAAGUCUUGAUAGGGAUUCCUGGGACGUCUCCAAGGCAACCAGAACCUGACGCAGACUCCCCCCCGCCCCUCCUCCGGGCGCUCCCUGCUCAAAAACAAGUGGACCGUGGUGGAGCGGGGAUGUGAGGGAGAGAGAGAGAGAGGGAGAGAGAGGAGGAAGAGGGACUGGGCUCGUCGUGAUGGUCUUCAGUGAUGCUGCUGCUGCUGCUUGGAUCCAGGUCGGCAGAGUGAGAGCUGGAGCUGCAGGAAAGUCUAUCAAGAUACCCAGCCUCUGAAACAUCAAUGGAUCUAUAAAAAGUCCUUUGAGGAUCCACUUCCUUGAAAGAACCCAGAGCAUACGCGACAACAAAUGAGGCCACAAACGAGGAACAGAAAUCUAUUUUUGUUUUGACACAUUUUGAAGCAUCUUUUUGUCCCCGAGCAGAUGAAAUGAACGCCUCCAAAGCUCCUCAGAUCACAGUGGACGAAGCUUGUGUCCUCGAGGAGGCCGAAUGUGCUGAAGGAGUGGAUCCGCCUGCAGAUGACCAUCUUAUGAACCUGAAAGCUUUGACUGAGAAAUUAAGACUGGAGACCAGGAGACCUUCUUACCUGGAGUGGAAGGCCCGUCUGGAGGAUGAAAGCUUCAAAGAGUCAGGGAACGGGAAAGACCUGAGCCAAGCUGAAGCAGAGGGGAAAGUGGUCGCACCCAAAGAGAGUGCGGUGAACUCUGAUGUGAUUCAGUGCAAGCUAUCGUCAGGUGUGCUGAAGGGAUUUGGGAACAUUGAUGAAGCUCUCAGUUGGCUGAGAAGAGAACUGACAGACAUGCGUCUGCAGGACCAGCAGCUGGCCAGGCAGCUCAUGCGGCUCCGAAACGACAUCAACAAGCUGAAGAUAGAGCAGACGUGCCACCUGCACCGCCGGAUGCUCAAUGACGCCACCUUUGGCCUCGAGGAGCGGGAUGAGCUGUCGGAUCUGCUGUGCGAAUGUCCGGUCACCCCGGGGCUCGGCCUCUCUGCCCCGCUGAGACUCAUCGGUGUUACCAAGAUGAACAUUAACUCUCGCCGCUUCUCGCUCUGCUAGAGGACGGGAUCGCACCUCGGGCAGAAAAUACUGGAAACUAAACAGAUAUUAUCUUUGCUGCAGUCAGAGGGUGGUGAAACUCAGACUCUGCCACAGUGUUGAGAAUGAACAUAAAGGAAUUGGGCUUAGUUGGUACAUUUGUAGUAAACCAUAGACUGCAGCUGUGUUAACAAACCUCUGAUUUUAUACCUGUAUGCUGUCUUGACUUGACACAGAUACUUACAGUUUCACAUAUUUAUAAACAUUUUAAAAUUUACAGCUAGUUUCUAUCAGCCUUUUAAUCCUUUACAGUUGUAGAUUAAAUUUGUGUAAUCUGUAUAUUUCAAUUGUUAUCUGGGCUUUUAAUCAAAUCAAGCUCAGGAUGUAAACAUUAAGCUAUAUUUUACUGCACACUGACCUCUGUAUGAUGCUUUCAGGUACAUCCAUGAACUGGAUCCUAAUUGAAUUGUUUUGUGCUUUUAAUGAAUACUGCAAUAUUAAUUCAGAUGUUGCACCACGUGAGGCUUUAUGUAAUGCAUAAUUGAGUUAGGAAGCGUAGCAUCAGUUUUGCAACCACUUUUGUUUUUUUGGAGAAUAUAAUGAAGAUCUAUUCUUUAUAAUGACCUGCACUAGUUGGCUUCAAGUCUUGUUCUGAAGUUUCCCUUUAUAAUUCAGAAUGUAUUCAGGUCUUAGACCAAGCUUUGUGCUUUUUAUGCUCUAUAUCCCAGUCUGAAAGUAACCAUUUAAGAUCACAUUGUCUGUUUGAAACAAAAACAUGGCUGAGUUUUCACUCUUGUAGGUCUCUGUUUGCACUGCAUGAAAUAGAAAUAUGGAGCUUGUUAGGAGCCCUAAGUCAUAUCAGUAGUUAUAAUGGAUCAUCAGAGGUUACUUUGCCUUACUAACUUUCUUUUUUUACCUCAUUAAAGCCACUAAUGAGAAAAUGUUUAAAAGAAAAUUCUACUGCCAAGACAGUUGGAUGUAGUAUUUUGCAGUUUGCAGGGGUCAAUGAAACGUGAAGCAGAAGAAAACAACUGCAGUCAUCUUGAUCUUGACUGGAAAAUAUCUUAAAACUGGUUUGGUACUUUUAAAUAUCACCUCUUAGUGCUAAUGUGUGUUCACAAAUGUACUAUAAAUAAACAAUCCAC
Messenger RNA from Notolabrus celidotus (New Zealand spotty), 2525 nucleotides. RefSeq names its product family with sequence similarity 167 member Ab (gene fam167ab). Lineage: Eukaryota; Metazoa; Chordata; Actinopteri; Labriformes; Labridae. The record is from RefSeq and is a predicted model, not a curated record. The coding region runs from base 772 to 1401 and encodes 209 amino acids. The transcript has 3 exons.